Molecule: messenger RNA, 1299 nt
Organism: Rhodofomes roseus
Lineage: Eukaryota; Fungi; Basidiomycota; Agaricomycetes; Polyporales; Fomitopsidaceae
Product: fatty acid desaturase-domain-containing protein
Exons: 12
Coding region: 1-1299 (432 amino acids)
Biological process (GO): lipid metabolic process
Molecular function (GO): oxidoreductase activity, acting on paired donors, with oxidation of a pair of donors resulting in the reduction of molecular oxygen to two molecules of water
Source: RefSeq, a predicted model, not a curated record
AUGUUUGAUCACGGGCCUGAAUACAAAGCUCGGCAAGUGCUGGAGAAGCCGUUUGUGCCCCCGACCAUCACUCUCAAGGACGUCCACGAUGCGGUCCCAAAGCACCUACUGCGCAAGAACCCGUGGCUGUCAUCUUACUACUGUAUCCGCGACGUAGUGUGCUGUGCCGCCAUAUUCUAUUAUGGCUUCUCGAUCGAGCACAUCCUCGCGGGUAACUUCGGUGGCUUCGUACCCUUGUCCGCUGCGUGGCAAAUCCGCGUUGCCCGGGCCGCGCUCUGGCUAGUGUAUUGGUGGUUCCAGGGUCUUUCCUUCGCGGGCUUCUUCUGUAUUGGUAAGUCACUCGGCCACCAAACGCUAUUCAACAAUCGAUAUGUCAACGACACACUCGGGUACUUCUUCCACACACUCAUCAUGGCACCGUUCUUUGCAUGGAAAGCGAGCCACAAUGCGCAUCAUAGAACGGUCGCAUCGAUUGAACGCGACGAGAACUACGUGCCCUACGAACGUAGCGAUUAUCCGCUCCCUCCCAAGGAGAAGGCCAAGUCUGUCGACUACUUGGAGGUGUUCGAUGAGACGCCUAUCUUGACGUUGGGACGAAUGCUCGUCAUGCAGGGAAUGGGCUGGUGGCUGUAUAUGACCAUAAAUGCUGCGGGCUCCAACCGAUAUCCAAAGGGAACGAAUCACUUCUCACCGUACUCUCCACUCUUCCGUCCCGACCAAAGACUUGGUAUACUCCUCUCCGACAUCGGCAUUCUUGGGAUGGGCUUGGUGUUGAGACGGGCGGCGAACCUAUAUGGAGCAUGGGCGGUCUUCAUGUACUAUUUCAUUCCCUACGUGCAGUGCGUCUACGUGUCUACAGUAAUGCUAACAUACCUGCACCAUUCCGACCCUACAAUCCCUCAUUACCGCAAAGACGAGUGGUCGUGGGUGCGUGGGGCCGCAGCUACUGUUGACCGCCCGCUCCUCGGAUGGGCCGGCAGGUUCUUCCUGCACAACGUUUCUCAUGACCAUGUUGCCCACCACUUCUUCUCCUACGCCCCGUUCUACCACCAACCGGAGAUAACUAGAUGCGUGCGCAAGGUUCUAAAGGAUGACUACAACUACGAUUCGACGAACACGUUCUAUGCCCUCUACCGCUCGUUCACGCAGUGCAUCUACGUCGACGAUGACGAGUCAAUCGUGUUCUACAGGAACAAGUUCGGCGAGUCUGUCCGUGGUGUGGCGAAGGACAAGCUUCAGCAGGUCGACGAGAAUUGGAACCCGGAGGAGCAAGACAACGGGACUAAGGUGGUAGAGUGA